This is a messenger RNA of Nyctereutes procyonoides (raccoon dog), 1884 nucleotides long. RefSeq names its product adenosine A2b receptor (gene ADORA2B). The record is from RefSeq and is a predicted model, not a curated record. Gene Ontology annotation, molecular function: G protein-coupled adenosine receptor activity. Gene Ontology annotation, biological process: G protein-coupled adenosine receptor signaling pathway; vasodilation; adenylate cyclase-activating G protein-coupled receptor signaling pathway. NCBI's taxonomy places the organism in Eukaryota, Metazoa, Chordata, Mammalia, Carnivora, Canidae. The coding region runs from base 118 to 1116 and encodes 332 amino acids. Gene Ontology annotation, cellular component: membrane. The transcript has 2 exons.
AGACGCGACUGGCGGACGCGCGGUGCGGGCGCCCUGGCCGUGCCCGGCGGGGCCCACGCGGCUGCCCCGCGCCCAGCGCGGCCCGGGUAGGCGAGGCCGGGGCCGGUCGGCCCGGCCAUGCCGCUGGAGGCGCAGGACGCGCUGUACGUGGCGCUGGAGCUGGCCAUCGCCGCGCUGUCGGUGGCGGGCAACGUGCUGGUGUGCGCCGCGGUGGGCACGUCGAGCGCGCUGCAGACGCCCACCAACUACUUCCUGGUGUCCCUGGCGGCGGCCGACGUGGCCGUGGGGCUGUUCGCCAUCCCCUUUGCCAUCACCAUCAGCCUGGGCUUCUGCACCGACUUCCACAGCUGCCUCUUCCUCGCCUGCUUCGUGCUGGUGCUCACGCAGAGUUCCAUCUUCAGCCUCCUGGCUGUGGCCGUCGACAGGUACCUGGCCAUCCGCGUCCCGCUCAGGUAUAAGAGUUUGGUCACUGGGACUCGAGCGAGAGGAGUCAUUGCUGUCCUCUGGGUCCUUGCCUUUGGCAUUGGACUGACUCCAUUCCUGGGGUGGAACAGUAAGGACAGUGCCACCAACUGCACGGAGCCCUGGGAUGGAACCACGAAUGAAAGCUGUUGCCUUGUGAAGUGUCUGUUUGAGAAUGUGGUCCCCAUGAGCUACAUGGUAUAUUUCAACUUCUUUGGGUGCGUCCUGCCCCCACUGCUCAUAAUGCUGGUGAUCUACAUCAAGAUCUUCAUGGUGGCCUGCAAGCAGCUUCAGCGCACUGAGCUGGUGGACCACUCCAGGACCGUCAUCCAGCGGGAGAUCCACGCAGCCAAGUCCCUGGCCAUGAUUGUUGGGAUUUUUGCUCUGUGCUGGCUGCCAGUACAUGCCAUCAACUGUGUCACCCUUUUUCAGCCAGCUCGGGCUAAGGACAAACCCAAGUGGGCAAUGAACAUGGCCAUUCUCCUGUCACAUGCCAACUCAGUUGUCAAUCCCAUUGUCUAUGCCUAUCGGAACCGAGACUUCCGCUAUACUUUUCACAAAAUCAUCUCCAGGUAUGUUCUCUGCCAGACAGAUGUCCUCAAGAGUGGGAAUGGGCAGGCAGGGACACAGUCUGCCCUUGAUGUGGGCCUAUGACCUAGGUCCUGGCCUCUUCAAGAAGGCACACAUUCAUAAUAAACAAAGGGAUGGGACAUGACUGGCUGAUUCCCGUUGUUAAAAGACAGCUACACCUUGUAAGCAUAUGGGCUGCUGCUUCUGAGUACUUCCCCUGGAGUUACCACAUACCUAGCUAAUAAGUACAUGUUAUUAGUCGGCUCCAAAGGCUCACAAAUAUAUUUAUGUUUUUUUUCUGGCUGCUCUGUGUGGAUGAUGCUGAUGGCCUGAGUGGAUUGUAAAAGACUGUUUUGCUUUUUUAAGAGUCUGCCUCUUUCAUGGUAGAAAAUGAAAUAUUUUACUGUGAAACACUGUAAACUAUUAUAAUACAAAUGUUUUUUUUUUUUUUAACUUAGAGGCAGUGAAAGAAUAAAAGUUGAACAUACUAAAAAUGUAUACUUGUUCCUAGGAAGGUGACCAGGAAAAUUAAAAGUGUAAUUCUUCAGUCAAGAAACUGCUAUAUUUAUUUGGGGAAAUGGUACUCUUGUAAGUUCUUAAGUAGAAUAUAAUCAGGUAACCGUUUUGGUAACGUUCUUUUCCAUGUACUGCAAACUACUCCAGAGGAAGAAACUGGGGAAAUGUUUCUACCAGACUGCACAGCCCCAUCUACAGUUAGGUAGUGAAGUUCAUUUCUCUACGAAGCUCAAGUUUGGCCAAGUUGCUGGAGCUCAAGUGUGAAAAUUUUAAUAAGUCAAAAUCAUAUAACUGUGUAUAUCUAUUAGGUGAAAUAAAGUAAAACUUGAAAACCAA